AUAUGAAGUGUAACCAAGGCAGGGAGCCAUCAUUCUGUUCUACUGACGGACUCUUCGGAGAGAGAGAGAGAGAGAUGGUGUCGUACAUGAGCUUGUUGAGCUACGGCAUCGGCGGAAUAGUGGUGGCCGGAAUGGCGUUGCUGGUGGCGUUUCAGGAGAAGCUGGUUUACGUCCCCGUCUUACCCGGUCUCACCAAGUCCUAUCCCAUCACUCCCGGUCGUCUCCGCCUCCUUUUCGAGGACGUCUGGCUCACUUCCUCCGACGGCGUCCGCCUCCACUCCUGGCUCAUCAAGUUCUCUCCCGAUUGCACAGGCCCAACAAUUCUCUUUUUCCAAGAAAAUGCCGGAAAUAUUGCACAUCGCCUUGAGAUGGUGCGCAUUAUGUUACAAAAGCUGCAUUGCAAUGUUUUCAUGCUUUCUUACAGAGGUUAUGGUGCUAGUGAUGGCUAUCCUUCUCAACAAGGAAUAACUCGGGACGCACAGGCUGCUCUAGAUCAUUUGAGCCAGAGAACAGAUAUAGACACUUCUCAGAUAAUAGUGUUUGGAAGGUCUCUUGGUGGGGCCGUUGGUGCUGUGGUUACCAGAAAUAAUCCAGACAAGGUGGCUGCGUUAAUAUUGGAGAACACUUUUACGUCAAUUCUUGAUAUGGCUGGAGUUUUAUUACCUUUUUUAAAGUGGUUUAUUGGAGGGAGCACAUCUAAAGGCCCCAAAAUUCUUAAUUUUGUCGUUCGUUCACCUUGGAGCACCAUUGAUGUAGUUGGACAGAUUAAACAGCCAAUUCUUUUCCUUUCUGGACUAAGAGAUGAAAUGGUUCCGCCGUUUCACAUGGAGAUGCUAUACGCAAAAGCAGCUGCACAUAACAAAAAAUGCAUUUUUGUGGAUUUCCCAACUGGCAUGCAUAUGGACACGUGGCUGGCUGGUGGUGAUCAUUACUGGAAAACCGUGGGGACAUUUUUACAGCAAAAUGUUUUGGAAAAAGGGGAUGAAUCUCACCACAAUAAAAAUGAUUCUGAAUCCAGUGAUUGUGCAAGAUAAAGAUGAGUGGUAUUUUUCUUCUUUCCUGAUGACAAAUGCAGUGACCAAAUGCCGUUUGUAAUUGUGACGAACAGUAAAAACCGAGAAUGAUGCCAAAUCAGAAUAUACAUGAGAUUUUGUGGUCCUUUUUUUACUUACCAAAAAGGUCCUGACUAAUAACAUGGAGUAGUCAUUUGUUUGUAAGUAGGAUAAAUUCACCUGACACUUGUUUUGGAAUAUGCUUCUAGCUUCUUAAUUCAAAGAUUGUGUACUUCUAUCAUCAUAACUAAUAAGCCUAGGUGAUCCAAUCUU
Messenger RNA from Helianthus annuus (common sunflower), 1325 nucleotides. RefSeq names its product alpha/beta hydrolase domain-containing protein WAV2. The coding region runs from base 3 to 1034 and encodes 343 amino acids. Lineage: Eukaryota; Viridiplantae; Streptophyta; Magnoliopsida; Asterales; Asteraceae. Gene Ontology annotation, cellular component: membrane. Gene Ontology annotation, biological process: proteolysis. The transcript is spliced from 8 exons. Gene Ontology annotation, molecular function: palmitoyl-(protein) hydrolase activity; serine-type peptidase activity. The record is from RefSeq and is a predicted model, not a curated record.